Molecule: messenger RNA, 1809 nt
Organism: Annulohypoxylon maeteangense
Lineage: Eukaryota; Fungi; Ascomycota; Sordariomycetes; Xylariales; Hypoxylaceae
Product: Brix-domain-containing protein
Exons: 3
Coding region: 213-1109 (298 amino acids)
Biological process (GO): rRNA processing
Cellular component (GO): nucleolus; small-subunit processome; Mpp10 complex
Molecular function (GO): snoRNA binding; rRNA primary transcript binding
Source: RefSeq, a predicted model, not a curated record
AGGACUUUGACUUUAUUACCAACUUAAAGCUUCCCAUUACUCAAAUCGAGACCGAUUUCUUAACCUUCACAGCUUACCUACCUCAAGGCAUAUAACGUCGGUAUACUGUAUAGAGUCAAUCGCGCAAACCUAGUGUUCACGACAUCACAACAGACCUCAUAUAUAGCUAGGCUAUACUAUCAAACUAGCACGUCGACACGCCGAUAAAAAUCAUGAUCCGCAAGCAAGCUCGACAACGGCGCGACUACCUCUACAGAAGAGCUCUACUGUUACGAGAUUCCGAGAUAAGUGAGAAGAGAGCAAAGCUCAGAGCAUCCUUAGCCACCGGCAGGCCCUUGGAUCCAUCUAUUGCAAACGACAAAGAACUAAGGAAGGACUACCAAUUCGAUGAAUCUCAACUGGACCGAAGCAAAAAUGAAGAGCUAGAUCUCGAUGAUGAAUAUUCCCAGCUCUCUGGAAUCGUCGACCCUCGAGUCCUCGUUACUACUUCGAGAGAUCCCUCCGCUCGCUUAUCAGCAUUUGCCAAAGAAAUUCGUCUGCUACUCCCAACUGCCAUACGACUAAAUCGCGGCAACUUAAUUCUACCAGACCUCGUUCGAUCGGCGCAGUCCAGCGGCCUAAGCGAUCUGCUUCUUCUCCAUGAACACCGUGGUGUCCCAACGGCUUUAACGUUGUCCCAUUUCCCCCAUGGUCCAACGAUAUCAUUUUCACUACACAACGUCGUGUUACGCCACGAUAUCCCCAACAGUAUCCGAGGAACCGUUAGCGAGUCGUAUCCACAUUUGAUAUUUGAUGGCUUUACUUCUCGACUUGGUGAAAGGGUUGUCAAAAUCUUGAAGCAUAUAUUCCCCCCGCGAGAACCCUUGACGAGCAAAAAUAAGCUUGGAAGUCGAGUGGUCACGUUUAAAAACAUCGAAGACUCGAUCGAAAUACGCCAUCACGUUUUCGUCCGAACAGGAUUUGACAGCGUAGAACUAUCCGAAGUCGGGCCUCGAAUGACUAUGAAGGUUUUUGAGAUUCGUAGCGGCACACUGGAGAACAAGGAUGGCGAUGUCGAAUGGCACCUGAACCAAUACACAAGAACUAGUCGCAAGAAGGAUUACCUUUGAGGUUAAUCAUCACCUUUCCGUCCACGACCCAAGGCAUAAAUCCAUACUUUACACGCAGCUAGAGAAAUACGUGUCGCCAUGGGGAAUGAUGGGUUUCCGUUCGGAUCCAAGCGAAUCUCCAUAUGAGCGUAUAAAUAUCCUGCAACACUUGAUCGACAUAGUAGCCGCUCAGGGUAUACACGGAUUCCACGAUGAGUAGCUCUAUUCCGGAUGGCCGAUCCAUGCGCCGGAAUUUAGUUGGGGGCUCAACUUUGAAUACGCGGCGGUAUCCUUACUGCCGUUAAUCAGUCCGGUUCCGUAGGGCGCCAUCUUAUAAGGACGGACGACAUUCAAAAGUUUGCAUGAUAUAAAGUCAUAGUAAAACUAUGGUGAUCUACAUAGUAUAGGCUGUCUUAGGAGAAAACAGCAUACAGCCAAAGAAGAAUAUGUCUACCAUACGAUUGAGCAAUUCAAAGUAUGGCUAGAGGUCUAGACAAGCAGGCUGUCUGAGCUUUUACGGGAGCUUAUCAGCAGGAGAGCAAAGUGCAAAUCAAGUCUCGGACGCAGCUGUCUUAGCAAUAUGUUGGUAGAUUGAGACUGAAUCUAUAACAAGCAAAGGCAUUCUGAAACGCAGUUUUGUUGGUAUGGUUUAGGAGUUGUAUUAGCAGACAUCGUGACAAGACAGCAGUGCAAUGAAGUUUUUGUAACUGCUAGACAGCAG